Messenger RNA from Trichogramma pretiosum, 1007 nucleotides. Its product is annotated as zinc finger protein 28-like. Lineage: Eukaryota; Metazoa; Arthropoda; Insecta; Hymenoptera; Trichogrammatidae. Bases 222 to 1007 code for a protein of 261 amino acids. Gene Ontology annotation, cellular component: nucleus. Gene Ontology annotation, biological process: regulation of transcription by RNA polymerase II. The record is from RefSeq and is a predicted model, not a curated record. The transcript has 4 exons. Gene Ontology annotation, molecular function: DNA-binding transcription activator activity, RNA polymerase II-specific; RNA polymerase II cis-regulatory region sequence-specific DNA binding.
AAUAUCACGGGAUCUCCUCGAUAAUUUACAAGAUAGUGUUCUACAGUUGUUGAGAGAAAAUUCCUUAGUAAGCAAGUGUUUAUAAAUAAUAUCUGUAAAAAAGUAUAAGUCUCUACCAAAUUUCGAGGUACGGCGUUGACUACUCAAGGAGUUUAACCUCAAAUAUCUUCACAGUGUCCAUCGUAAUAUUUUUCAGUCCGAGUACAUACAACGAUCGAGUUAUGGAAAACAAAGAAGACACAAUUAGGGUGAAGGAGGAGCCGAAUGAUACUUGGCCAGAUCUAGGUGAAGAUUAUAAUUUCGAUUCGGAGAUCUUUUGCGAAGUUAAAAACUUUAAAAUCUCCCCGUUUCAUGAAUCACCGGCAAAUCGCGUGAAUGAGGAUAGUAAUUUACCCAAAAAGUCCGAAGAAAAUAUAUACGUAGGUUUUGAGUUCAAAUAUGUUAAACCUGAAUUGAAGCCUUUAUCAAAAAAAAAUUGCAAAACUGAGUAUCAAACUUGCCUACCUCUUGUGAAAUUAGAAAACAAAAUUCAAACCAGUCACUUGAUAGAAAAAAGUCCAAUCAUUUUGAUAAAAAAAAAUUUCGAUUCCGAUAACAGAAGUCUAUUUCAAGGAAAGUCCCGAUUGAAGCUAAAUAAAUCCAAGAAAGUGGAAAUAAUUAAUAAAAAAAUUAAAACCAAAUUAUCCCAUAAUUUAAACUUGCGUCAAAAAACGUAUAAAGGAAAAGCUACUCUGGAAAUACCUAUAGAUAUGACACAUGAGAGUAUUAGGCCACCCGAAUGUGAGACUUGUCACAAAUCAUUUUCACGUAAAGGUAAUCUAAAUAAACACACACGUUCAGUCCAUGAUCAGAGCAAACCUUUUGAAUGUAAUAUUUGUCACAAAACAUUUGGACAAAAAAGUUACUUAAAUAAGCACAUAAAUGCAGUGACCCUCAAUCGUCACAUAAAUGCAGUACAUAUAAGAAGCAAACCUUUGAAGCUCACAGAUAAUUUGGAGAAAAAGUAA